Portunus trituberculatus (swimming crab) is the source of this 2296-nucleotide messenger RNA. RefSeq lists its product as uncharacterized. The record is from RefSeq and is a predicted model, not a curated record. NCBI's taxonomy places the organism in Eukaryota, Metazoa, Arthropoda, Malacostraca, Decapoda, Portunidae. The coding region runs from base 249 to 746 and encodes 165 amino acids. The transcript has 5 exons.
CAAAUAUUGGAUACCUGGUUACUCGCCACCUGUGAUCAGCAGCGGGCGAAGUCGGUUCAAACACCACGCCACAUCCUGCAGCUCCACGUUUUAAGGCAUUUUCGUCAGCAUUUCCCGGGAUUUAUGUUCUGUAAAGGUACAACUGGGAGAUCCAAUGAUUGAAGUUCGUGUUCUGCCAGGCGAGCCGUAUCCUCUUCAUCGCUGCAUUCUUCUUCAGCCUCGCCGACAGUAACACUGCCAGAACAGUCAUGAAGAACUGUUGGUCACCGUGGUAUUAUUACGACAGCACGGAGGAUGGCAGCAAAGCGUGCGCCGCCACUACUAUCUUCUUCAGCACCUUCUCCAUAAUCUACACCAUCCACUGUCUCGAUGGUGGAGAUUCUUCUCAGUUCUUUCUACCCCUUUUUGAAACUGAUGUGGACACAACCAUGAAACAAGCUGGAGGCUUCAUGAUCGUGUUCUACAUGGUCUAUAUUGCGGUAUCCAUAAUGAUGAUCUUUGGUGUCAAUAUGGACCACCGUGGUCUCAUCUUACCCUGGCUCACACAGAACAUGCUCUACAUUCUCAUGAUCAUUGCCUUCGCCCUGUGGCUACAAGCAUCAUAUUACCACUAUCUGCUGUCAGUGCUAUGGACAUGCAUCUACCUACUGUUUGCUGCUGCUCAUAUAUAUAUGUACCGGUGUGUCAAGAGUCAGUAUGAGCUUAUUAAACAGUCCCAGGCUCCAAACAUUGUGCAGCUGUACUGAGCAGUAUCCACCAUCAAUAAUCUUGCCAUUCCUUGUCCAAUGGAUCAUUGUUGAUCUUCGGGUUACGGAAAAAUGAGCAGAAGCUUCAUAGACAAGAGCUCAAAAAUAUAUCUUGUGAUGCUUGUUUGUUUUAGCAAGUGCUUAAUGGCAGCAUUACUUGUUAAUUUGCCAACUUUUACUGUACAAAGAUGUUUUAACAUUAUGACAGUUGGCAAGUAUACUGAUGACCUAUUGGUGCAUUAACUUGAAAAAAUAAUAUUUGUAUACUUGCUAAGGCAUUUUAUCUGCAUGUGUUGGUUUAUGUGAGAACUGUAAUCUGUAGAAGGGAAAACCAAGAAAACCUUGUUUCUUGAAUUUUCUCAAGACCAUAGAUAGAAAAUUGCCCUUUAUAAAAUGUCAGUGUAAAACUGCAAUUACCAAUUGACAAAGUAGUAACAUCCACAAAAGCCAGAACAUGCCAGAGCUAUUGCCAAACUUAGUCCGUCCACUAAAGCCAGAACUUAGCAGAGCUGUCACUAUCUUCCGUCCAUUAAAACCAUAAUACAUCACAAAAUGAUAAAUAAUUUAUGUUCUGUCUAGUAAAGCUAGAACACAGAAACCUACAAUAACUAGGUCUUCCUAGAAUCUACAACUGCUUUCCUGAUUUUUGGAGAGUUCACACCAAAGGACAUUACAUCAUUAGUGAAGUCCUCGUCUAUAGUCUUACAUACAUUAAGGGCAUUUAAGUGUUAGGCUUUAAACAACCUUAAGAUGCAGUAUUGAAUGACUGCAGUUCAGCAGGAGUCUGCAUCUUGUGUGAAUCACUGACAAAGCCAAAACUGGUGUGUUUUUAAAGUGUCACAAGUACUACUAUAAGUUGUGUGUCAUGAUUUCAUUUUUGUCAGUGAAAUUAUUAUUGUUGUCAUUCACUAAUUAUUAUUAUUAUUAUUAUUAUUAUUAUUAUUAUCAUCAUCAUCAUCAUCAUCAUCAUUAUGGUAGGAAAGAAGAGUCUGGCUAUAGUCUCAAAGCUUGGUAAGAAGGGCACUGCCAGUGCAUUCCAUGCAACUUGCUAAACAUAAUUUGAAGAUAUGAAAUGAGGUUUAGACCCCCCUAAGUUUCACUAUUUCUGCAUGGAGAUAAGAUAUGAUAGAUAUACUAUUGUAAUUACUAUUAUUGAUAAAUAUUCCCAUUAUGUUGUAAUUUCCACAUAGUAAUGAGAGUUUGAAAGUUUUAUUGUAAAUGUAGAAGCUUCAGAAUUUGCCUUCUCAACAUGAAUGAUCAUAAACCACUGAAUGUUUAGUGAGAUAUCUUAUUGUGUCAAAUGUACAAAAUACUUAUAUAAUUUUUAAAAGAAUUUUUACAAGACUUUAAACACGGGUGUUACUGAUGAUGGUUGUUAACACAGCCUAUUUAUUUAAAUUAUCAAAGAGCAGACAGGUAUUGAUAAACAGUGAGGCGUGACACCAUGUGGGAACAAUGAGAGCUGUAAUUUUGCACUAUGUAAUCCAUCCAAAUAGAUCUGAUAAGUAUAUGCUUAUUAUUUUUGUAAGCAAUAAAGUUGGUAUAGUUAA